GCUAGAUAGAGCCGCUAUAAAGUUCUGGGAGAACCAUUAGUUAGUCUUUGGCUGCUCUUUCGGAAGAAUUUUGGUGUGAGAAACACAAUGAAGCUGAACAAGAACAAGACAUCUUCAAGCCGGAAGAUGCGCAAGCGUCACUUCCAGGCUAACAAACAUGAAAUCAGACAGAUGAUGUCCUCGCCUCUUUCUAAGGACCUCAGAACCAAAUACAAUGUUCGCUCCAUGCCCAUCCACAGAGAAGAUGAAGUCCAGGUGAUGAGAGGACACUACAAAGGCCAGCAGGUUGGCAAGGUCAUCACAGUUUACCGCAAGAAGGGCAUCAUUUAUAUAGAGAGGAUUCAGCGCGAGAAGGCCAAUGGCGCCACCGUCCAUAUUGGCAUUCAUCCCUCAAAUGUAUGUAUCGUGAAGCUGAAGAUGACCGACAGCCGCAAGAAGUUGCUAGAAUUGAAGGCAGCUGGCCGCGCCGCUGCUCAGGGCAAGGAUAAGGACAAGUUCAGUGCCGUGGACACCGCUUCUGCAGCCCCCGCCACUUCGUCCUAAAUACACUCCCUCUUGGCGAUGA
This is a messenger RNA of Hyalella azteca, 565 nucleotides long. RefSeq names its product 60S ribosomal protein L26 (gene RpL26). Gene Ontology annotation, molecular function: structural constituent of ribosome; RNA binding. The transcript has 4 exons. Gene Ontology annotation, biological process: ribosomal large subunit biogenesis; cytoplasmic translation. Gene Ontology annotation, cellular component: cytosolic large ribosomal subunit; ribosome. The record is from RefSeq and is a predicted model, not a curated record. Lineage: Eukaryota; Metazoa; Arthropoda; Malacostraca; Amphipoda; Hyalellidae. The coding region runs from base 88 to 543 and encodes 151 amino acids.